AUGACGGAUGUGCAGCGGUCUCAGUCAGCUACUAGCAACCCAGUGCUUUCCGAUGACCCAGCACCUGUCUUCAAUCUCGAAGAGAUCAGCAAAAUCUACUCUCCAUUGAUAGAUGGCGCAAUUCGUUUGCUUCAUAUUUAUCCAUCUGGAGAUGAAACUUUGGGCGUGGAAGCUGACUUGGUACACUUUCCACUACUGUCUGCUCGAUUGAAGAACUACAAAGCCUUGUCUUACACAUGGGGGGUAGAGAAGGCUUCGGUAUCUAUUGCCAUAAAUGGUGCGUCCAUGUUGAUUAGCCCAAACCUUGACAAGAUACUGCGGGAAAUAAGGGCUCUUGAAUAUGAAUAUGUAUGGGUUGAUGCUAUUUGCACAAAUCAGCAAGACGACAUAGAACGCAGUGCCCAGGUCAUCCGCAUGCGAGCCAUUUACUCUGGAGCACAAUCAAUAAUUGUCGCUACUGAAACUGGAGCUACGACCGCUGCAGACCGGAUCAAUCAAAUACUUGAUUCCAUUGAAACAGCAUCAUAUCCGACCGACCCCGCUACCAGUUUUGCCGAUAUACUUAACGACGAACUGGCUCUGUCGGCGCUUGAAGCAUUCUUUAAAGACCCUUACUGGACAAGGAUCUGGAUCUUACAAGAGUUUGCGAUUGGAUAUAACAUAGAAUUCCUCAUCGGGAAUCGUACGAUUGCGGCCACCAAGUUGCGGACAUUACUCGAGAAGCUGAACGCGCAAAGUUCCGUUAAGGAUCGGUGGAAACAAGUCAACACUGUGUUCAAAAUCCGAACGGAUUGGCAGCAAGAGGUUUCGCUGAAACUUUUACUACUUCUUGAGAUCACCCAGGGGUCAUUGUGUGGUGUCAGACAUGAUCGUAUCUUUGGCCUACUUGGACUUUCGGUCGAUGCAUUGAAGUACUUGCCCGAGCCAAAUUAUAAAAUCGACCUGAACACAAUGACAGUCGCAAUCACACGCGCCUACAUCCAGAGAAACACGUUAGAGAUCAUCCUCUUAGCCCCACAUUGCCCUCACACUGAUUUACCAACCUGGUCUCCAAACCUGUUCCAUUUCGAUUCCUUCCCUCCUGAAAGCCGACUAAUCCGCAUGAUAUCGAACAUCGAUUCCAAAUCCCGGUGGCGAGCGACAAGUGAAGCGGAGUCAAGUAUGACCUUCCAUGGCCAGAGUCUGCUGACGCCUGCCGUUCGGAUUGGAUCCAUACGCAGUCUUGGAACAACAAUUUCCGACCCUACGGAAAUAGGAUUUCCAGUCCACGACGCUACCUGGGCUAGAAAGAUAAGUUCCUCUCAUCUCUGUAGAGAGUUCUACGAAGCAAUGCUUGAAGAACUUUACACGCCAAACCCCAAACCAUCUUCCUACAGGGCAUCUCACUUGCGCCUUUGUGCAAUACAUGGGCACAGCUUUGUCAAGGUUUUCAUCCCCAGCCAUGGGUCUCCAGAUCCAAAGAUGCUCUACAGCGAGUUGGUGAGAUGGAUCUGUGGGAAAAGAGCCUUUUUCACCGGCGCAAGCACAUUGGCGGAGAGUGCGACGCGGCUUAGACAUCGCUUCCUGAUGUACGGAUGGAAUGCUUGGAGUAUGACUUACUGGGAUGUCGGACUUUGGGAAAGAAUGGACAAGAUGGCAAGACUUGACAUGCGCUUGAUGUGCUUGGAUGGCAGCCCAGAGUACCAGAUCGGUUGGGCGGCGAAAGGAGCGCGACUGCACGAUGAAGUUUUUCUUAUUCCUGGUUGCAGCAGUCCUGCUAUUCUGCGCAAGCAGCCUGACGCAAAGUAUGAGGUUGUAGGUGACGCUAUCGUCACAGGAGCUAUGCAAGGAGAGCUUUGGGAGAAGUUGCGUUCAGAACACGUUCGGAACAUCGAGAUUGUGUAG
This is a messenger RNA of Alternaria alternata, 1884 nucleotides long. RefSeq lists its product as hypothetical. Lineage: Eukaryota; Fungi; Ascomycota; Dothideomycetes; Pleosporales; Pleosporaceae. The record is from RefSeq and is a predicted model, not a curated record. The transcript has 2 exons. The coding region runs from base 1 to 1884 and encodes 627 amino acids.